This is a messenger RNA of Olea europaea var. sylvestris, 547 nucleotides long. RefSeq lists its product as uncharacterized. Lineage: Eukaryota; Viridiplantae; Streptophyta; Magnoliopsida; Lamiales; Oleaceae. The record is from RefSeq and is a predicted model, not a curated record. The transcript is spliced from 2 exons. The coding region runs from base 143 to 466 and encodes 107 amino acids.
UUAAUUGUUGCUUUUCAAUUCCAUUCCUUCUAUUUUCUUUAUCCAUAACCUCAAAACCCACGUUUUAGAAUCCCAUCUGUCUCUAUAUAUAUCAUCGUCGAUUCAUUGUUCAAACUCAGAUAUAACAAUUUAUUAAAUCUCCAUGGCUGCAGAAGCCAAUUCAUCAGACCCUUCUUCCUCAAAUCUCAGAAUCAUUGUUCAAAAUAGCCCUUCAGAUUCUCAGCUCAAUGAACUCGGCAUCAAAUCUUGGCCCAAGUGGGGUUGCUCACCGGGGAAGUAUCUGCUAAAAUUUGAUGCACAAGAGACGUGUUAUUUGUUACGAGGGAAAGUGAAAGUGCACUCGAAAAAUUCAUCGGAAGUGGUCGAAUUCGGAGCCGGAGAUCUCGUAGUUAUUCCAAAGGGUUUGAGUUGCACUUGGGAUGUAUCUGUUGCAGUUGACAAACACUACAAGUUCGAUGCAUCAUAAUUAUUGUUAAUUAAUUUGUAUAAUCCAGAUUAUUUUGAUAUAUUAUUCAUUUAACCUCUAUGCAGUACGUUCUUGAUUCAA